Messenger RNA from Vicia villosa (hairy vetch), 1613 nucleotides. RefSeq names its product DEAD-box ATP-dependent RNA helicase 39-like. The transcript is spliced from 6 exons. Gene Ontology annotation, molecular function: RNA helicase activity; RNA binding; ATP binding. Bases 109 to 1179 code for a protein of 356 amino acids. NCBI's taxonomy places the organism in Eukaryota, Viridiplantae, Streptophyta, Magnoliopsida, Fabales, Fabaceae. The record is from RefSeq and is a predicted model, not a curated record.
UCAAACUUCUGAGGAAAAAAAACCUUGGCAGCACCGAAACAAAUUUCUGUUCCUUCUUUCUUCUCUCUAUUCGAACAAGACUCAGAACAAUAACCACAAAGAGAAGCCAUGAAAAGAAGAAUCAAAGAACUUCUACGCCUCUCAUUUUCAUCUCCACACUCUAAAAUUCACCACCAACCACUCUCAAGAUCAUUACAACCCACUUCUUCUCAAUGUUCAACAUCUUUCUCAACCUUUUCAAAAUCCCAAAGGGAUUCACUGAUUUUCCAACAGUUUAAAGAAAGGAAACUCAAAGGGUCAUCAAAAGACUCAAUUUUUAACCCAAAAGUUUCAAAUUCAGUUCCAGAAAGUUUUGAUACUAACGUUGAGAAAACAGUCCAAGAGGGUUUGGAAAAUGAGAGUGAAAAUGAAGAUUCUAUGGUGGUUGCUAACUUUAAGGAAUUGGGUUUGAGUGAAGUUCUUGUUGAGGUUAUGGAAGAGAUUGGUGAUUUUGUACCAACUGAGAUACAGUGUGUUGUUAUUCCAACUAUUUUGGAAGGGAAGAGUUUGUUGUUGAGUUCACCUUCUCAACCUGAUAGAACAUUGGCCUACUUGUUGCCCCUUAUUCAGCUGCUACGACGAGAUAGAGAGUUGCUUGGUUCGAAUUCAAAGCAUCCUCGAGCUGUUGUGCUUUGUGCUUCCGAGGAGAAAGUUGAACAGUGCUUUAAUGCAGCAAGAUAUACCAUCCAUAAUGCAGAAUUGAAGUCUGCAAAGAAUCGUGCUUCAUCGGAUAACGAAAAGUCAAAUUCCUCAAUUGGCUUAAUGAUUGGAACUCCUUGUGAGAUUCUUCAAUACAUUGAUGAAGGGAUUGUUGUUCCUGCAGAACUAAAAUACUUGGUAUUGGAUGAAGCCGAUUCUAUGCUUGGUAACCACCUUGGUCCUGAAAUCCAUAAAAUUAUCCGACCAUUACAAAAUCAUGACUCCAAAUUCAAUGCCAAUAGAUUGCAGACAAUUUUGGCAAUUUCAACUAUAGCUGAGGUUUUGGGUGAAAAGUCGGCCAUUGUGGAACGUCUCGAGAGCAAUCAUGCCGGAAAUAUUUCUGCAUUGUCUAUAGAAAUGGAGGAAGCAGAAAUUUUUCAUUUGACUGACUCUCUGGAUGCUCUUAGGAAAAAAUUGGAGGAGGCCAUGAAUUCCCUUUAGAAAUGACAGCAACAUUUUGAGGACAUCCUUUGAUCAUCAUAAAGAGGACAACUAAAGUUGUUGAGAUAUGGAAGAGGACGUCCGUUGUUGCUGCUCAUUAGAAAGAAGAGGCGGUGUACCUGCAAAGACUCCAAUGCUCAAAUAACAAGGAUUAACUAAAUGGAAAACAAACAUUUCACUGAGGUGGAGGCCCUUUUGUAUGUGUACGAGACUCUAGGCUAUUUGGAGACACAUUUUUUUUUUGGGGGGAAAGUGUGUUGUUUUUAGCGACGUUUUUUUUCUUCUAUUUUUCACAUUUGAGGAUUCAUCCCUUCACACAUUGAAUGCUGAUAGGACUUUUGAGUGCUUUGGUCGCAUUAAUUUUGGUGAGUUGUGAUAGUUGCAUUGAAACAAUGUCUUAAGCUUGUCAGAUUGAAAAAGGAUGAUAUUUGGCU